UUGGCGCUCCGAAGUCGGAGAAAGUCCAGGAAAGAAGACCCCGGGGGAGGCGCCCAGCUGAAAAUGGUGGUGCUCGGUAUAAAAACCGGGCGGCUUUUUUCUAACGUAUCAGUUUCGAAUUUUCGUUUCUUUGCGCUCCCAAACCUCCACACCAAGUAAAAUGUUCGCCUGCAGCAAAGUGAUCAUCGCCUUGACUCUAUUCUUUGCCCUCUGCCAAGCUGGAUAUCUUGGAGGUGGUCUAGAAGAGGGGUACGGUGGCCACAUUGGCGGUGGGUACGGCAGCCACAUUGGUGGUGGAUACGAAGGUGGCUUGGAUAUUUCAAGUUAUGGAGGUGGGGACGACAAAGGAUAUGAAGAAAUAAAUGUUCAUCCAAAAUACCAAUUCAAUUACGCCGUUCACGAUCCUCACACCGGUGAUGAGAAACAGCACCAAGAAGAACGCGACGGUGACGAAGUUAAAGGCUCAUAUUCCCUCAAGGAGGCCGACGGUUCCACUCGUGUAGUAGAAUACAAAGCCGACAAGCAUAACGGAUUUAACGCCGUGGUGCACAAGAUUGGAGGUGGUCAUGGCGGUUAUGGAGGUGGCCAUGGCGGUUACGAAGGCGGAUAUGGAGGUCACUUAUAAAGACUUAGUGUAGUCAAUUUUUUUCAAGUAUAUCAAUAAAAGAACUCUGUCGUACAUCUUAAAUUCUUUUCAAAAUUGUGGUGUUUAAUGUGGUUAGACAGAAAGGGCAAUAAAAUAAAAAAUUUGCCUUGGUAAUAAUAGUUUGGAUAAAACGCUUAUAAUUUCUAAAAUAGUUUGAAAAUCUUGAAAUACGUGCGUUAUACAGAAAUUAUAAUAAAUUCUAUUUGCUAGUAUGUUAAAUCUACCAAUCAAGUUGAUUCUUGUAAAAUUACUUUUAACAUAUUGUUCGUAGUUAGUAUUAACGAUAUUAAAUUCUCAUUUUAUUGAUAGACUGUACUGUAUCCUGUAAAUUGAAAUAA
Messenger RNA from Anoplophora glabripennis (Asian longhorned beetle), 984 nucleotides. Its product is annotated as adult-specific cuticular protein ACP-20-like. The coding region runs from base 161 to 625 and encodes 154 amino acids. The record is from RefSeq and is a predicted model, not a curated record. NCBI's taxonomy places the organism in Eukaryota, Metazoa, Arthropoda, Insecta, Coleoptera, Cerambycidae. Gene Ontology annotation, cellular component: extracellular matrix. The transcript has 3 exons.